AUCCAUCGAGCUGCCCGCGCGCGGCAGUUAAGCUCACACAUCAGCUAGCUCACCUUGGACGGCCGACCAGGUACGUUGCGAGCGAUGGCGGGAUACAAAGCGUCGGGCGGCACGGCGCUCGGCGUCGUCCUGGCUGUUGCCGCGCUCCUCGCCGCGGCGGCGAUGGCGGUGGACGACGAGCACAUGUACCACUGGAAGUGCUUCAACUCGUGCACGGGGAAGUGCCGCGACGAGGACGCCUUUGACGACGGCCACCGUUCCGGGGAUUCGAACGUCUCUUCCGUCGUCUCUGGCGGCAAGUGCAACAACAGGUGCCUCAGCGAGUGCUUCGAGGACCUGCCGGCCAUCUGCUACCACCAGUGCGUCGUCAGCAAGUGCCUCUGCUUCCCACCCUUUAGCAAAGAGAAAACGAUGUGCAUGAAGAGCUGCUGCAACAAGUGCUUCCACCACGGCCCGCCAGCGCCUGGUCCUGGCCCGAAGCCGAGGCCGCCAAUGCCUGGUCCUCCGAAGCCGCCUGCCCCGAAGCCGAAGCCGAGGCCGCCGGCGCCAAAGCCACCGACGCCCAAGGCGCCGCCACCGCCAAAGAAGCCGUGUCCCUGCCCGCCCGGCAGCGACGAGGCAAAGGCCGACAGCAAAAACUGAUUCAUACGAUGGGAUGGAUCGGCCAGUCAUCAUCAGAAGCACUCAUAUAGUCAUAUAGAUAGUAUACUUCACAUCGUAAGUACGCGUGUACGUGUAACGUACGUACUCGGCAAGUAGGCCCCACUAUAUACGACGACUCGUAUGUGUACGCAGUGGGAGUCCCAAAUAAUUGUUGCUAGCAA
Molecule: messenger RNA, 824 nt
Organism: Zea mays
Lineage: Eukaryota; Viridiplantae; Streptophyta; Magnoliopsida; Poales; Poaceae
Product: membrane protein
Exons: 2
Coding region: 85-642 (185 amino acids)
Source: RefSeq, marked provisional